GAGCCGAGAAACAAGAGCAGCUUGUCUUUGUACGGAGACCGUAGCGUGACAAGGUGCGAGAUAACAGCUCGUCGCUGUUAUUUAGCCUUGAAAUCUCAAUGAACUGUUUGCGAAGACAGCACUGAUCCUGCCUGCAGCUUUUUGCAGGGCAAAGGCACAGAUCAGUGUUUCAAGAUCACAUUUGAUCUUCAUUUUCAUAGUUUCAUUAUCAUUUUUUUAAAAACUAUUUCUUACGACAAUGGUGCUAGGAAAGGUAAAGAGCUUCACUGUAAGCUAUGACUGUCUGAAUGACAGUAACAUCCCCCUCUUUUCAAGCGGGGACUCGGUCUCAGGAAGGGUGAUUAUUGAAGUCACAGGAGAAAUCCGCGUGAAAUCUCUCAAAAUUCACGCUAAAGGAUUUGCAAAAGUUCGUUGGACUGAAUCACGAAAUGCUGGAUCCAACACUGCCUAUACUCAAAAUUACACUGAAGAAGUGGAAUACUUAAACCAUAGGGACAUCUUAAUUGGACACGAACGAGAUGAGGAUAACUCAGAAGAAAGUCUCACCACUAUCCAUUCAGGAAGACACGAGUAUGCAUUUAGUUUUGAGCUUCCACAAACACCUCUGGCUACCUCCUUCGAAGGCAAACAUGGCAGCGUGCGGUACUGGGUAAAAGCAGAACUGCACCGGCCUUGGCUCCUUCCCAUGAAAGUCAAGAAAGAAUUUACAGUCUUUGAACACAUUGACAUCAACACUCCGUUACUGCUGGCACCCCAGGCAGGCACGAAAGAGAAGACUUUGUGCUGCUGGUUCUGCACCUCAGGCCCAAUUUCCCUAAGUGCCAAAAUUGAAAGGAAGGGCUACACACCAGGAGAGUCGAUUCAGAUCUUCGCGGAGAUCGAGAACUGCUCCUCCCGCGUGGUCGUGCCAAAGGCAGCCGUUUACCAAACACAGACCUUCUACGCCAAAGGCAAGAUGAAGGAGGUCAAGCAGCUGGUGGCCAACCUGCGGGGGGAGUCCCUCUCCUCCGGCAAGACGGAAACGUGGAGCGGGAAAAUGCUGAAGAUCCCCCCCGUGUCCCCCUCCAUCCUGGACUGCAGCAUCAUCCGAGUGGACUACUCCCUCAUGGUGUACGUGGACAUCCCGGGAGCGGUGAACAUGUCCCUCAGCCUGCCCCUGGUCAUCGGCACCAUCCCGCUCCACCCGUUCGGCAGCCGCACCUCCUCCGUCAGCAGCCAGUGCAGCAUGACCAUGAGCUGGCUGGGCAUGGCCCUGCCGGAGAGGCCCGAAGCACCGCCAAGCUAUGCAGACAUCGUCACGGAGGAGCGGAGGCUGGAGGCGCCCGUUACCCGGGAUGAGUUCGAGGGGACGCUCUUCGCCUACAUCCAGGAGUUCCGUUUCCAGCCUCCACCGCUCUAUUCCGAGAUCGAUCCGAACCCAGACCGGGCAAACGGAACGGAGGAGGGACGGCCGGACACCUGUCCAUCACGCUGAAGGCACCGAGGCCCCACCCAGAGCAGUUGGGCUCCUUGCUUCAGAUGUUUUUGUACUGCUUUUCUUCCCUCCACGUCACUGUGGACGAGAGAAAAAUGUAUAAACGCCAAAAGGUGACAAAGAGGAGGAACGUCCUCUUCUCCCCUAUCCCCUCGCUCCCAAAAACCCCCACCCUCCAGAGACAUGCAGGAUGUACGAGGCUGUUCCGUUCCUGUCGGAUAGGUUGGGCAGACGCGAAUCCCGCCACCAGGAAGCCCAGCGGUCGGCCCCGGCCCGAAGAGAUGGCGCACUUCUGGCCCAAAGUUGUUGUUUUUUUCCCAUUUCUUUCAAUAUCUAUGGCACAUAAGUGACUCUGUAACGGAGCCAAACAGUCUGAAAAUACCAAGCCGGGGGAAAAAAAAGCGGAUGGGGGAAAAAAAAGAGGAUGACGUUGUUGUAACACACCUCUGUGGCUCUUAGCGACGGCCGUCGGUGAUGGACAAGAGCCUUGUCUCCCACUGCGUGUUGAGUUUUGCACAUUUUAUUUGUUUCUUGUGUCGCGUUUUUGUAAACACUACUUUUUUUUUUUCCUUUCUUCUUCACGACUUGCAUAUGGUGGACUAAGAAUGCAGUCCGUGCUCUGAUAUUCCUUACCCGCACAACUCUACGAACAACGCAGGUGACCGAAUCCAAGAAGAUACGACAGCUCGGAGGCUAUAUAUGAACCCCUUGCAAAGCUGUUCAGAUGCUCUCUUUUUUUUCUUCUUCUUCUUCUUCGUUGUGCCAUUUUCUUAGACUGGCAAGCCUGGUGCCUGUAGAACACGUUCUGCUGUCACUCUGGGCUCUUGGCUCAUUAAAGCAGAUUUGAGUGUGGCUUCCUUUUAUAUGUUCAAACAGAAGUUGCCUUCUCGCCAACUGUCCUUUUCAUUGUGUUCGCAUGCGUCGCACAGCGUCUGCAGGACAGCAGCCACGCAAGAAACCUGCUAAACGGGGAAUGUGCUGAGCGAGCGAGAGGUUGAGAGAGAGAGAGAGAGAGAGAGAGAGAGAGCGGGUAUAGAAAUAUGCUCUACACACUCUGUUACUCUUUGCCUUUGUACUUAAUGCCACAGAGAAGCGCUUUUGUCACUCACUGCCUAAAAAAAAAAAGCACUCUAUCUCAGGUGCCCACCCCCCCUCUCAUUUGCCAAAACGGUCGGGAGUUAAACUCGUCUUUAUUCCACUUGUUGUUGCACUGUUUGAAAAUGGCAAAAAAAAAAAAGGCGAACCGACUGGGGGGGGAGGGGGGGGGAGGGGGACGCGCACAGAAACGCAAGGCAGCUUUCAAUGACGAACGACAUUCCCUUUUUGUCCCACUGCUCAAGUCUGUCAAAGUCAGAUAUGUGUUUGCGUGUGUGUGUGAGAGAGAGAGAGAGAGAGAGAAGGAGAGAGAAAGACCUCUGCCAAAGACGAUGCAAGGGUCUGAACUGGCCAGCUAAACAGAGAUGGAGUGAUAGAGCACAGAGAGAAACCCCUAGUCAGGCCCUGCAGAACGAGGAAGCCAUUUGAAUGAGUGAUACAUUAGUUUCCAAACUCAUUCUAUCACUGAGCAGCGAGCGGGUGCAUGUGCCAGACCUUUCACCACGAUUAGCACUUUUUCAUUAUACUAAUGGUGAGAGUCUGGGGAAUAAAAAUGAUAGUUAUAGAAAGCCGAGCAAAAAAAAUAUAAAUAACAUCUUAAGCAGGGUUGAAAAAUACAUUUAUUACCCAGGGAAAAUAUAGAUGAAGAAUAGUAUGGGUUUAAAAAGAGAAAGUUUACAGUCACGCGUGUGUGUGAGUGUGUGUUUAUGUGUGUGUGUUGCUGAGAGCCAGCAAACUGAUAGGAUCGCAUUGCGUUUAACAGCCAGUGGACAUGUUAAAAUGUGAUCUUGCCAUAGUGGCCUUGACAAAGCAACAGCUGAUAUAAUUAUUGCUUUGUAACCAGAGCUUAAAACCAUUUGUGGCCAAGCUUGGUUUUUGUUCAGCUCUCUCUUUGUAUGAGAUGUGUAUGACUUGUAUUUCUUUUCUUUUCAUUGAGGCAAAAAGGGAAGAGCAAUUGUCAUUCAAAACAAGACUUUGAAAAUAAUAACCCCUGAGCGAGUGUUUUCUGUAUUUUGUUUUCCCUAAUGACUGGGAGAAGUAACCUCCCCAUGGGCAUACGUGCUUUGCUUUCUGGUCAGAUAAUAGUGUAGGGAACAAUGUCUCUCUCUCUCACCUCCAGAGAAUGCAGAAGUCAGUUAAAGGAUUUGCUUAAAUGUUUAAUUUCUGUUCUGAGAAAAUGUUACUAAUGAAUGGUGGCACUGACUUUUUUAUUUCUGUUUCGUUUGACUUUUUUGACUUGUGGUUGUUAAGCUCUGAAAUUGAACUUUAAAACUGGGAAAAAUAUAUAUUUACAUACUCUAUUUCAUAUCUGUCAUUUCCAUAGUUCAUAACCUGGACUAAUGUUAUUCAAAGUUAAAGCUAAUUUCCUGAUAUGCACACCAGGAAUGACAAUGUUUUCAAUUGGAGUGGGGAUUGGAAACAUUUGAAAAACAAGGUGCAAUAUUGUUUGAGUUUGAAAGAAAAUUAUUUUGUAUUUUUAGUCUGUUGGUUUCUAAAGUUUCCCAUUAUUUUUCAUUUAUGUUGUAUUUUUUUAGUUGGAUGUUGACUGCAUAGGUUCUGUUACGUUAUGAGUACAUGUUCCUUGAAUCAAAUAAACAAGGUUUUUUUUGUUAAACAA
Molecule: messenger RNA, 4187 nt
Organism: Anguilla rostrata (American eel)
Lineage: Eukaryota; Metazoa; Chordata; Actinopteri; Anguilliformes; Anguillidae
Gene: arrdc3b
Product: arrestin domain containing 3b
Exons: 8
Coding region: 239-1474 (411 amino acids)
Biological process (GO): protein transport
Cellular component (GO): cytoplasm
Source: RefSeq, a predicted model, not a curated record